This is a messenger RNA of Galeopterus variegatus (Sunda flying lemur), 337 nucleotides long. Its product is annotated as neuron navigator 2-like. Bases 38 to 337 code for a protein of 99 amino acids. The transcript has 2 exons. The record is from RefSeq and is a predicted model, not a curated record. NCBI's taxonomy places the organism in Eukaryota, Metazoa, Chordata, Mammalia, Dermoptera, Cynocephalidae.
CAGGGACGUGCUGGGAAAGCCGAAGCCCCGGGAGAAGAUGCCGGCCAUCCUGGUCGCCUCCAAGAUGAAAUCGGGACUGCCCAAACCCGUGCACAGCGCCGCGCCUAUCCUUCAUGUGCCCCCGGCCCGGGCCGGACCCCAGCCCUGCUACCUCAAGUUGGGAAGCAAGGUGGAGGUGAGCAAGACCGCCUACCCGAGCCAGAUCCCCCUGAAAUCGCAGGGGCUGCAGGAGCCGACGGGGGAGGGGCUCCCGCUGCGGAAGAGCGGCUCGGUGGAAAACGGGUUCGAUACCCAGGAGCUGGUGUUCAACUUGCAACUUGUUUCUUUAAAAAAGUAA